Molecule: messenger RNA, 975 nt
Organism: Lathyrus sativus (Indian pea)
Lineage: Eukaryota; Viridiplantae; Streptophyta; Magnoliopsida; Fabales; Fabaceae
Source: the annotation of a GenBank genome assembly
AUGAUUACUAAUAAUAUAGUUCAGUUAGAAAAUGAUAAGGGGACUGAUAGGAUGAGAACAAUUGCAGUAUUAACUGGAGAAUGUCACUUGUAUGUUACACAUCCUGUAUCUGAACCUGAUGUUAUUGAGGAUGCCAUACUGUCACUACCAGAUAUGAGCAUAUUGGAUGGAGAUAUGUGUGGUGAAGGGCCUAAUAUGGGAAGUAAUGAAGGUGGGGCUACACUGGGUGAAGAUGUGGUGGAAGAGAGGACAAGAGUUGAUGAAGUUGAGGAGAAUGUUGGGAUUGAAGAGAGUGUUGGAAUUGAGGAAAAUGUGGGUCAUGUGGGGACCAACUGCGAAACUGAGGAGAAUGUGGGUCAAGAGGAGACAAACUAUAACAAUAUGGAUGAUGUGAGGACCGCCUAUGAAAUGGAGGAGAAUGUGGAUGUAGGGAUGAAUGUUGGAGGAGAUGAAAUCAAUGUAGGACUGAAUUGCAACCAAGAACAAGAUGAGGUAGUUAACUGUAGCCAAGAAGAUGGAAGUGAUGACAGUGCUUUGAAUGUUAAUUUUGAAGAAUUAGAUAAUGAUAUAGGUAUUGAUGGAGAGAUAUCAAUUGAUGAGGAUGAAGUGAAUGCAACAAGUAAGGAGAAGGGAAAAGGCAAUGGGAAAUGUAAGGGGAAAAGGGAGGGAAAAGGGAAGGGGAAAGGUAAAGGGAAAGAGAAGGGGAAAGGAAAGGAAAAUGCCAUUGUUAAGGAUGUAGGUGAUGAUAAUGAUGGUGAGAUAAAUCUGGACAAUUUGAGAGGUUUAGGUGGCAUUAAGGAGUAUGACAGUGAUAAAAUGCCAAUUGAGUAUGACAGUGAGAAUGAUGAGGUUGUAAAGGAUGAUUUUGUAACCUUUAAGCUUCCAAAAAGAAUGGAAGACUACAAAUGGGAACUUGGUACAUACUUUUCUACAAAUGGGGUGUUUCAAGAGGCAAUAAGAACAUAUGCCAUUUAG